Alternaria conjuncta is the source of this 2871-nucleotide messenger RNA. RefSeq lists its product as uncharacterized. NCBI's taxonomy places the organism in Eukaryota, Fungi, Ascomycota, Dothideomycetes, Pleosporales, Pleosporaceae. The coding region runs from base 1 to 2871 and encodes 956 amino acids. The transcript is spliced from 6 exons. The record is from RefSeq and is a predicted model, not a curated record.
AUGGCCCCUCUUCGUACCAUGACCGGCGAUACUUUCACCGAUGAGAAGACACCUCAAUCGCCAGUAUCGCCAGUGUCUCCCACGAAUACCGACGCGACCUUAACGGGGGACUUCAUUGAGGGUGCUGAAGAUAGCCAUUCUACCAUUCAGCCCCCAACGCGGAGAGACUCAGUUGACGUUGAGAGCGCACAGCCUGAGAACGGAAAGAAGCGACCGAAUUUCUUGCGACGAAUCACAGUCCCUUUUCGCUCCGAGCCUGAGGCCGAAUAUGUGACUGAGAACGUUACGCGAACUUUGGAAAAAACUCCCAAUGGCUUCCCAAAACUCGCAGCAUUCCAAUCGAGUGAACAAAACUUCUCACUUUAUCGCGCCUUCUCAUAUCUGCACUCACGUAUCCUCCUUGAUUUGCAGGAUGAGAUCACAUCAUUAGAACAGGAGCUGGACGAGAUUGACUGGGAUGACCACGACGAAGACCGUACUCGUUUGAUGUCGAGGGAUUUCGACAAAGCCCAGCCUGAUGGCGAGGGGGCGCCUCGCAGCCGACGAGUUGUACUGCGAGAAAUCAAAGCCAAGCUAAUGGAAUAUGAUGAUGUCCUCAUCAAGGCAAGGACAGUGGGUUCCUUCCAGAAGCCAUCAGAUCGAAAUUACCGUAGUGUGCGACGCUACUGUUACAACAGAAAGCCGCUCAUGGAUGCUGAGAUGGAAGCUAUUCGCAGCAAAGAAGACAUUGUAUCCUUGCACAACGGUCGUGAGUGGGCGACCUUCGACGGCGGUGUCGAGAGUCUUAUCGGCCAAACCGACAUACUCCUGCAAAAGGUCUUUGGCACCAAGAAACUUCCACUACAGAAGUACUUCCGUACCCCAGAAGCUCAGGAAAAGACAACAGAUCCUUACGUUUCCCUCUACAGCAGCUCCCGCAUCGACAAAGUUGUCAACAUGCUCAUCACAUUCGUCAUAUUCUGUCUCCUUGUCGUUCCCGUCAUCACCAUGUACCAGUUAACCAACACUGCUGCACAUGUGGUGACGGAUGCUUCUGGCAACACGUCCACAACCAGCCAAGUGGAUAUUGACAGUAGAGACACUUUCAACGCUGUCGGCGUGCUGAUCGUAUUCACGUUGCUCUUCAGCGCUGCAAUGAGUCUUUUGACAAAGGCGGCGAGACACGAACUGUUUGCGGCAUCGGCAGCCUAUUCUUUCGCUUUCUUAAACAUGUCCUUCCUAUCGAACUACUUCACUGGGCAGCGAGUCGCUCCUCCUCGCAUACCCACGGAUACCAUCAUACCCCUCCACAGCCGCGACGACACGCACCAAAACAGAAACGUUUCAGUCGAAUACACCAUGUGUUUUGACGAUGUUCUUGAUGAGCGGAAGCUUGUCGAAGCAUUAUGGAGGUUGCUGGAGAAACCUGGUUGGAGGAAGUUGGGAGCGAGACUGCGCCUCAACACCAGCAACGAUAAACUUGAAUACCACAUACCAGCACAGUAUACCAAAGAGCGCCCGCCAGUCAACUUCACCCAUGAGACUUUCGACAGCAAAUUGAAGGACCAUCCUCUUGGUUGCCAGAUUCCUACUGCGAACGAGCGUGACGACAGUGUCCAGGUCUUCGGCGUUCUAGAGUCGCAACGUGGGGUUAUAAGUGCGAGGGGAAAUACUUCAGUCCUUGAUGACUGGCUCUUUUCAGAUGAGGCGCAGUUAGGCUUACAUGUAACGAGCUUCAAGGAUGCGACGCUCGUCACCCUUACUUGGCUACAUACGCUUCUUGAUGCGAUGGGACGACAAACUCUACUAAGAGCCUGGACGGCAGUUUUGGAAGGAAGAGACGAAGAUGUACCGGAGUUCUGGGGUUACGAUUUCGACCCAUUGAAGCGGCUUGGAGCUUCUCUCGAUGAGGACAACCAGGAUGCAGAGGGUAUGAGUGCCGGCACUACGCAGGUGCAAGAGAAAGCGCAAUCUCGGAUCUGGAUGGUGAUGUCAAACUUCAAGACCUGGCUUCCAAGCUUGCUAGGCCCCAGAGCGAUGUUCGCAUACCUCUAUUCUCGGUUCUUUACACCAACGACAACGCAGAACGGCCGUAUGCUCUACAUGCCCGCGGCCUACAUGGCUCGCUUGCGAACUGAAGCAAUGCACGAUCUUGAAUCUCUCGACGCCUCACAAAUAACCUACAAUACCUCAACAUCUUCUGCACCAAAGCCCUUCCUCUCGGACGGCGACAUCUUCUCAGCAUGGUUAAUCCGCCAUCUCGUUUCCUCCGACACCUCUCUGCUCAACUCACCACCUGCUCGACCCAUAAUAAUCCUCAAUGUCUUGGGCAUGCGAGACGUACUAUCUACCUCGUCAUCCAAAUACGAGGUCUUGAUUCCAAAAGGAAAAGCAUAUGUUGCAAACUGUACAGGUGGAAUCGUUUCGGCGUUCAGUGUACAGCAGUUUGUCGGUAUGCCGCUGGGUCACGUUGCGGCUCGUAUUCGCAAAGAUCUUGUUGAGCAGGCGAAUAGAGAGGCGGUGGAAGCUUCGCAGCGUGCCAGCCGCAACGGACAGCAAAACCUUACGCCUCCGUCGGAUCCGCAGAUGGGGCCGGCAGCCUACGUGUUCUCAAAUUGGGCAAAGGCAACGUUGUUUGAUACAGAUUUCAGCGCUGCUGUCGUUUCUGAUGACGGCGAUGAGGGUGGGUUGACUAGUAGGCCGACCAGAGGAAAGCCUGUGUAUAUCAGUGUUAACGGUCACGAUAGACGGGUGGACGGUUGGGGUAAAAGCUCAGGGGGCAUUGGUAUGUGUGUUGGUAAGGAUGCUAGGGGUGGGUAUUGGCUUGGAGCAAUCACCCCAGCAAAAGAGUUUGCGGAGGAGUUUGAGAAGACUGUGUUAAGCGAUUUCUAG